Messenger RNA from Topomyia yanbarensis, 1444 nucleotides. RefSeq names its product pancreatic triacylglycerol lipase-like. NCBI's taxonomy places the organism in Eukaryota, Metazoa, Arthropoda, Insecta, Diptera, Culicidae. The transcript is spliced from 2 exons. The record is from RefSeq and is a predicted model, not a curated record. Gene Ontology annotation, biological process: lipid metabolic process. Bases 28 to 1035 code for a protein of 335 amino acids. Gene Ontology annotation, molecular function: lipase activity.
CUGCAGCUUUGACCAAUCGAAAGUACGAUGAAGUUCACGAUACUAGUUCUAUUUCUAUUGGCUCUAGGGGCCCGAUCAACACCCGUGGAACCCCGGUACAGUCUUGUUUCUGACGCUAACGGAAACCUACAUCUGGUCAAUCCGAAUCCCUACACUGUGAUUGACGCCGAGUUGGAACCAUUUUUCAACGCUGAAACCGAUAUCGUCUUCCGGCUUUUCACCCGAUCCAAUCCAAACGAUGGACAGGUGCUGUUUUGGAAUGACCCAGGAUCUGUUCAUAACUCAAACUUCAACCCAGCUCAUCCAACGCGGUUCACCAUUCACGGUUGGAAUGGAGACGGCACAUCUGAUUUGAACAGUAACACUCGUGGCAACUACUUUGCAAUCGGUGACUUCAACGCUAUCAGUGUCGACUGGGGAGCAGGUGCGCAAACGAUCAACUACAUCAGUGCCAGAAAUCGGGUGGACUCCGUCGGAGAUAUUGUGUCCCGCAUGAUCAAUACACUGGUGACCGCUAGUGGAGCUUCCCGAAACAGCAUCAGCAUCAUCGGUCACAGUUUGGGAGCUCAUGCUGCUGGAAACGCUGGUAAAUACCAAGGUGGUCAGAUUCAUACGAUCGUUGGUUUGGACCCAGCCGGCCCAUUGUUCUCGCUAGGCCAAUCAGAUAUUUUGACUCCCAAUGACGCUCAGUACGUGGAGGCAAUAUCCUCGAAUGCAGGUACGCUGGGAUUCGAUCAACCUCUGGGCCAAGCUACCUUCUUUCCGAACGGAGGAAGUUCACAGCCUGGCUGCGGUAUUGAUUUAACCGGUAGUUGUGCACACUCGCGAUCCCAUGAAAUGUUCGCCGAGUCGAUUUCGUCACCGGUUGGUUUCCGAUCGACCCGAUGUGCAUCUCACAGUGAAGUGGUGGGUGGUGGAUGUACUUCCAGCGGACCGGAUGCGAUGAUGGGUGGCGAGCCGUCGAACCAUGGCCGAGGUGUUAAUGGAGUUUACCGGUUAAAUACUAACUCGAACGCUCCAUUUGCCCAGGGAUAACAUCCCUUUUCAGUUGAUUCUGGACAUACUAAGUAUGUUCUAUUUAUAUUGGAUAAUAGUAGGUUGUAUUCCUCAACGGUAAUUAAUAUUGCAUGAAAACUCAGUUUCGUGAUCAAACGCAUGUCAGCUCUGCUACAUAGAAUGCUCAUAUGGAUUGCGUUUUUACUGACGCAGAGUCGUGCACUGAAUUCUCCAAUUCGAAUGAUGGAAUAUUACAUUGAUACAAGCAUUCAAAUGGGAUAUGCAGCUGCAUCAGAGCUAACUGUUUAGUACUUAAUGGUGUAUAUUUCCCUAAGAUCCUAAUUUAACUUUAAUCAACUCAGGUAGCAGUGUAUAUUUUGAUUUGCUUCCCAUUCUAAAUAAGCAUAAAUACAAUAUUUUUGCUUGAAACUCGUGUCUUUAAUUUAAU